UCAAAUGAACAGGGAGUGACUCAAUAUAUUGUCAGGCCCUGCCACACGCUGUCGGUGUCUUCACCUGUGCUCUCAGUCUGACUGGCAAGUUGUUUGGCUGCCUCCAAACUAGGAUAUACACUUCAGGAUUCAGGAUCAGCUGUGGUUUGGCAGGAGGGUCUGAACUCCAAAGCAGGACGGAUGAAAGAAGAAGGGGAAACCCACGUAGCCAAGAUAUCAGAUGUCCAUCAUCCUCUCAGGUCUUAUCCAUCUCUUUCGGCCAUUGCUGUCCUCCCUCUCCGGUGCACUCGACUGCGAGGGCUUGAACCCAUGGUACUUCCUGCUGGGCCUCCGCAUCAUGGCCAUCUUCUUCGCCAACGGCCCCUGGGACAAGAUCAAAGACGACACCAGCUGCAGUAUCACCGAGGGCGACGGCGACCUGUCGCGAGACUACUGCACAGCCCUGUGCUACAACGAACAUUUUCCUGUCUCUAUCGCAGCAACAUGGGGGCUGGUAUUCAUCGCGUUGAUCCUUCUCGUAGGGCUCCUGCGGCUCACCACCCCCAAGGAGAAGAAGAAGAAGAGGAGGAGAGAGAAAGAGGAUAGGGAUAAAGGGGAAGGCUUGGCCAUUGUUGCCACAGCAUCCCACAGUGGUGUCCCUGACAUAUCCACCAUCUACAACGUUGGGCACCGUGGUCUCCCUAGGCACUAUGGCCACGACUUCCACCCCAAUAACCCCCUUGCCCCCCAUCCUUACUAUACCCCCUGGGAUGAUUGGCACGGGGGGCAUGCGGCCCCCAUGGCCGAAGGGUAUGGCCCCGAAGGGUAUGGCCCCGAAGGGUAUGGCCCCAGUGUGAGCUAUGGUCCAACGGACACUAGGCAAACCAAGAUGGCCGCACAUCAAGGUCACAUGAGGCAAACCACUACGGCAUCCUAUUGCGGCGAAAAGGAGCAGUGCCAUGUGGCCACCAAGAGCACCCCGGCCUCCCUUAGCAGCUCACCUUACAAAGGCAAAAUGCCCCCUCAGUGUUGGUCAGGUGACGAGCACAGAGAGCCCCUCCAUUGGAGAUACGCCGACCCUCAAGAAUCGGGUGGUUUGGCUAAUGACGGGUAUGCUAUGGGCACACCUAAGAGAUACAUCGGCCAAGGUAUCCGUGAUGAUGGCAAAUACAGCACGGCCACCAAAUGCAAGUCAGACACUGAAGGCAACAUGGGCUACGUCCCUGCCCGUCCCUGCGUAGAAGACAAAGCAAACAUGGCCAUCAAACGCAGGCCGGCUCAGGGGUGUAAGGUGCACGUCCAGCGCCACGUAACCUUUGACGCCACAGGCAGGAGUGAUGGGGACUUUGGAAGCAACAUGUGCAACCAGCCGUGGAUGGUUGGAGACUCCCACUGCAAGCCUGUUGGCCAGGCAAAGGUCAUGUCUGGACCAGGCAUGGCUGCCGGACCGAUGCUGUGUUACCAUGGAGACACGGCCUGCACGAGCUCCGAGGCUGAGCCAUGUCAUGCGGCCCCGCCGUGUGAAACUGCCCACCACCACGACCGACGCAGAGAAUCUUCUUCUAGGCGGAAGAAGAGGCCCAGGAUCACUAACAUCUGUGGUGUCCCCCUCUUUGAUAUCUGGGUGGGACUUAUCCUUGCCUUGGAGAUCUCUUUCCUCUGUGUCAUUUUCAUCUUCCAGAUGCCCAGGCUCUUGGGUGCGAAUUGGGUAUGCACCCCGCCAACUACCAGGUGCCAGCAGAGGAUUGAGUGCACAGUGAGAGGCAGGGCUGAGAAGCGGGUGGCGCUGUGGGGGCUGGUCUUCACCUCCAUCCUUUUCAUCAUCACCUGCUCCGGCUACUUCCACCUGCGGAUGUGCUGGAACGAGAGCUGCCAGAGAAUGUGUGGGGAGAAGGAAGAGGAAAGCCACGAAGAAGUGUGCUCUGAGGAGACGGAGGAGAAGGAUGAUGACAACAGCAACAGAGGUCGUGAAGUGGGGGUAUGAGAAGGGUGGCGAGAGGCCCAGACAACCACGUCAAGCCUCGGGUCACAGGCUCACAUCAGGACUGAAUGUUCCUCCAUACAAAAAGAAGUCCCCUCUCAGGAAAAAUCCUAAGGAGGAUUCUGGGAACUGUUGUUUGUUGAAGGUGCUAAGGGUUGUUGGGAGGCCUGUAUUCCCACCCCAAAGCUACGAUUCCCAGAGUUCCCAGUGAAGAGGGAUUGGUUGUUAACCUGCUCUGGAAAAUUGCAGCUAUGAGUGGGGAAUGCGGAGGGUCUCCUACCAACUCUCAGCAUCCUUAACAAACUACAGCUCCCAUAGUUCUUUUGGGGGAAGCCAUGACUGUUUAGUGGUAUCACAAUCCUUUAAAAGUAAGGUGUGAGUACAGCCUCAUUCCGGUGAAUUCCAACGUGCCACCCUGAAACUGCAAAGUCUGGAAUUUUGUCACUUCUACAUUAACUUAAAAGUCUCCUUUUUCCUAUUCCAGGCCUUGUUCUCUCUGAGGUUGUCAAGGUGUGUCUGGGGGAACAGCGCAUGCAGCAGCCUGAAGUUUAGACUGUAGAUGGUGGGGUC
Lacerta agilis (Sand lizard) is the source of this 2530-nucleotide messenger RNA. RefSeq lists its product as uncharacterized. Lineage: Eukaryota; Metazoa; Chordata; Lepidosauria; Squamata; Lacertidae. The transcript is spliced from 2 exons. The record is from RefSeq and is a predicted model, not a curated record. The coding region runs from base 221 to 1963 and encodes 580 amino acids.